Messenger RNA from Condylura cristata (star-nosed mole), 1819 nucleotides. RefSeq names its product DnaJ (Hsp40) homolog, subfamily C, member 21 (gene DNAJC21). Gene Ontology annotation, cellular component: cytoplasm. The transcript has 11 exons. NCBI's taxonomy places the organism in Eukaryota, Metazoa, Chordata, Mammalia, Eulipotyphla, Talpidae. The coding region runs from base 247 to 1500 and encodes 417 amino acids. Gene Ontology annotation, molecular function: nucleic acid binding; zinc ion binding. The record is from RefSeq and is a predicted model, not a curated record.
AAUCUGGAUAAUGCCGCAGAAGCAGCUGAACAAUUUAAAUUGAUCCAAGCAGCAUAUGAUGUGUUGAGUGACCCUCAAGAAAGAGCAUGGUAUGAUAACCACAGAGAGGCUCUGCUUAAAGGUGGGCUGGAUGGAGAGUAUCAGGAUGACAGCUUAGACUUGCUUCACUAUUUCACUGUUACUUGUUACUCUGGUUAUGGAGAUGAUGAAAAGGGCUUUUAUACAGUUUAUCGUAAUGUUUUUGAAAUGAUUGUGAAGGAGGAACUAGAGUCUAUGUUGGAGGAGGACGCCGAGAGUUUCCCAGCGUUUGGAGACUCCCAGAGUGACUACGAUACGGUAGUUCAUCCUUUCUAUGCCUACUGGCAGAGUUUCUGCACUCAGAAGAACUUUGCUUGGAAAGAAGAAUAUGAUACUCGACAGGCUUCAAACCGCUGGGAAAAACGAGCCAUGGAAAAGGAAAACAAAAAGAUUCGAGACAAAGCAAGAAAAGAGAAGAAUGAACUUGUCCGCCAGCUGGUAGCUUUCAUUCGUAAAAGAGACAAGAGAGUGCAGGCUCACCGAAAACUUGUGGAAGAACAGAACGCUGAGAAGGCGCGGAAAGCCGAAGAGAUGAGGCGGCAGCAGAAGCUGAAGCAGGCAAAGCUGGCAGAGCAGUACAAAGAACAGAGCUGGAUGACAGUGGCCGAUUUGGAGAAGGAGCUCAGGGAGAUGGAGGCACGGUAUGAAAAGGAAUUUGGAGAUGGAUCAGAUGAAGAAGACAUGGAGGAAGAACAAGAGCCCAAGGAUGGACAGGAUGGUAAAGACAGUGAUGAGGCCGAGGAUGCUGAACUUUAUGACGACCUUUAUUGCCCAGCAUGUGACAAAUCUUUCAAGACUGAAAAGGCCAUGAGAAAUCAUGAGAAAUCAAAGAAGCAUCGGGAAAUGGUUGCCUUAUUAAAACAACAGUUGGAGGAGGAGGAAGAACACUUUUCAGGACACCAAGCUGAUGAAAAUUCAUUGAAUGUCGAGUCUGAAGAUGAAAUCGAGGAUGCACCAAAACAAAAGCUUUCUAAGAAACAGAAGAAAAGGAAACAGAAACCAGCACAGAAUUAUGAUGAUAAUUGCAAUGAAAAUGGAACUGGAGAAGGAGUAAAGGUGGAUACAGAAGACACCAACUUCAACCAAGAUAAUGCCAAAGAAUUGGAAGUUACUUCCCAAGAAAAUGCCAGUGUCACAAACACUCUUGAACUUUGUGAUGAUCCAAAACGUGAAGCUAAAAGCGUUCCUAAACCCAAAGGAAAGAAAGCCAAAGAGAUGAAAAAGUCUGUCCGAGUUCCUGCGGAGCCACAAACAACGGGUGAUAUUCUUAUCAGCUGUACAACCUGCCAUAGUGAAUUUCCAUCCCGGAAUAAACUUUUUGAUCAUCUAAAGGCCACAGGUCACGCAAGAGCACCGUCGUCAUCAUCCUUAAACAGUGUGGCAAGUAGUCGGAGCAAGAAAGAGAAACGUAAAAACAGAUAGAAAUUUUGCCAACGCUUUUGCUUUUUCAUUGUCCCUAGAUUUUGAAACCAAAAACUGAACUGAAACCACCUAAAGAGUUAAAAUUUCAGUGAUCUGCAAUUGAUUGCAUUGUGGAAGAUUAUUUUUUAUCUUGUAAAAAACAUUUUUUUGUUUAAUAUAUAUUUUUAAACAUUUCAUUAGUGAUUGAAUUCUACUUUUGCCAUCUGAGUUGACUUGAAUGUCUCAAAACAGGUAAAUAUUGUAAAGUGUACAUUUUGAUUUCUGUUGGCUCAUGUGGACAGAAAUGUACAGGGAAAAUUAAAUUAUUUUAACACUUACA